This is a messenger RNA of Pogoniulus pusillus (Red-fronted tinkerbird), 4135 nucleotides long. It is a transcript of the gene PIK3R6, whose product is annotated as phosphoinositide-3-kinase regulatory subunit 6. The transcript has 20 exons. Gene Ontology annotation, molecular function: 1-phosphatidylinositol-3-kinase regulator activity. Lineage: Eukaryota; Metazoa; Chordata; Aves; Piciformes; Lybiidae. The record is from RefSeq and is a predicted model, not a curated record. The coding region runs from base 400 to 2838 and encodes 812 amino acids. Gene Ontology annotation, cellular component: phosphatidylinositol 3-kinase complex, class IB. Gene Ontology annotation, biological process: positive regulation of MAP kinase activity; G protein-coupled receptor signaling pathway.
GCAGCACCAGAGGAGCUGCCCCUGUGUGGGAUGGUUGGUGGCAUGGCGGAGGCUGUCCCGGUGCCAGGCUUGACCUGCGCGGCUGGUCGGGGGGGAUUAGAGGCAGGGCACAGCUGAAUCCUCUGUCGCCUGCCCCUGCGCGUCUGAGGAGCUCCGAGCGAACACGACCCACGUGGGGACAGCUCUCUCCUGCAGGGACUUCUCUCUGGAAGAGGAAGUUGUCUCGAAAUAGCUCCGGCGCUUCCCUUGGAGCUUUGCAGACUUUGAAGUGUGCUGCAGAGCCUGGCAGCUGCCCCAGCGCUCCCCCGGCGCACACCGACCGCCUUGAUAGCCAGACAGGACCCUGACAGGACCCUGUGAUGACUCCUCCAGGACCGCGCUCUGCUCCUUUCCCUCUGGAUGGGGCCUCGGGUGGAUGUGUGCCUCACUCGGCCCCUCGGUGCCUGCCCUGAAGAGUCAGGUGAGACACAGAACCCAAGGCUAUGCCCCUGCUGUGUGAGGAGCAGCUGUGCACUCACCCCAGCAGCAGAGACACUCUACAGCAGCCCUGCCCACUCUGUGCUGCAGCUCAUCUUGGCCAUGGAGAGCACAGAGGUGGAGUCGGACAUCCUGCGCCGCGUCCGCACGCUGCUGCGAGAGCUGGACGGGCACCGCCCUGCCUGCCAGUGCGACCGAGGGAUGCUGCGAUGGACCCUGCACAAAAAAAUUGACCAGAACCCCAGCAACAGCUCCGUGGUGGUCAGGAUCCUGGUGAAGGAGCUGGAAAGAGCAGAGCGAGGUGAUUUCAGACAUUACAUCAUCCCCUUGCUGCACACGCUGAUGUACACCUUGAUGCAGGCUCCCUGCAUCCCGGACGAGCUCUGGGGCAGGGUCUAUGACUUCUGUAAGAAGCUGCUCACCCUGCCCCGGCCCUUCUGCACCAUCGCUUUGGAUUAUGCUGCCAGGCUGAAGGUGGAAAGAGCAGCACCAGGUGCCUUGUACCAGAGAAUGGUCAUUUCUGAACAGAGUCUCAAAAGCAACCUGUACCCCUACCAGGAGAAGAUUUUCCUCUUUGCUGAUCCUGACCUGCUCUCUGAAGCCAUCUGCCAGGCGCUGCUCAGCGACACAGAGGCAGCUCAGGUGUCCCAGAGCCCCCGGGCCUGCAUGUGCUACGUUAUCAUCCAUGCCAUGCAGGCAGCCCUGGGUGAGGGCUGUGCCAGCAGUGGCCUGAAGGCAAGCCUGCAGGACAUGCCCAUGGGCGAGGUGGAGCACUGGUUCCAGCAAGUGGUGGCAGCAGUGGAGUCUGCAGGACAGGAGGGCAGCGCAGAGCACGGCCAGCACACAGCCAGGCUGGAGGAGAUUCACCAGGCUGUCCUCAGCUCUCUGCAGGCAGGCAAUGCUGCCACGGGAGGGCUGCAGGGCACCCCUCUGCCUAACCCCAACAUCAGCUUUCACCUCUGGACAGAAGAUGAGCAACUCUGGAAGGAGCUGGGGCUGUUCAUCCGCCCCGGGUGGCAGAGCUGCCAGCCUGACUGCCUCGGCCAGGAGCUGGACACCUCUGGGAUGCAGGACAUCCUUUCUGGCUGCGAGUGCUGCCAGCAGAGUCGCUUCUCCGUGCUCUCCACCGACAGCGGCAUCGAGCGGGACCUGCCCCUGCCGGCUGAGGAGUCCCUCGGCCCCUGCGGCGCGGAGCCGGAGCGCUGCCGGCUCCUCAGGAAGGGCGGCAUGAAAAAGAAGCCGUCCGCACUGGAGAGCGUGGUCUUCCUGCAGGCUGGCGGCAGUGGUGCUGCGCUGAAGCCCCCAGGGAAGCUGCAGAGGAGCCCUGGCCCCACUCUGGGGCCUGCAGCCCAGCUCCAGAGGCUGCACACUGCCCGCGUCGUGCUGCUGGGGGACGACCGCGUCCUGGGGCGCCUGGCCAGAGCCUACCACUCUUGGAGGAAGCGAGAGACACGGAGAGCUUUCCUGACUCCCAGGCUGAACCUGCACUUCUACUACGUCCCAGUUGUGGCAGAGCAGCCAAGCACCUGGCAGGACCACCCUGCCACGGGCCAGGAGGAGCUGUGUGAGGUGGGCGCAUACCUGGGCAGAGCUGACCCAUGGUACCAGAGCAACAUCAACUCUCUGUGCCACAUGAUUCCUAAGCUGGCUACCAUGCCUUCCUCUCCAAGCAAGCAUCUUGUGCCUGACCUCUUCAUCACUGAUGUCAUCGCUUACUACACUCGCAUGGGCACGCAGCCUGUCUGCUUCCAGCUCUAUGCUGUGAAGCUGUUCUUCAGGGACCCAGCGCAGGAGCCAGCCGAGGAGGUGUUCCUGACGGAGCUGCGCACCCAGGUGCAGGACAGCAGCUCCCCCAGAGAGUUAAGCCUGACCAAGAAGAAAACGACCCUGGAUGGCCCUGGCAUAGACCUCACAGUAAGGUACAGAAAGGCUGUGCUGAGUGCCCGGCCAAAGGAGCUGGCACUGUCCCUGCGCUCCACAGGCCUGCUGAUGAAAGCCAUCCCUGCUGAGCAGGCUGAAGACCUGGUGUGCGUGAAGGUGACCAUCACUGAGAUCAUCAGGACCAACAACUUGUCAGGACGAAGCUUCUCAGCUGUGGCAAACAGCUUGAGGACACAACAUAUCAAUAUCAGGAGCACAGAGCAGAGGCCCUUCACGGUGUGCCUGGACAAGGACAGCAGAAGAAGCUACAGGAACGUGAUCAGCAUGGAAGUGUCUCCUUGCCUGGAGCCCAGCUACUGCUUGCAAAGGACGAGGACAAUGAAGUCCACCCUGCAUGACACAGAAGAUGUGGGGAUGGUGAAGUACAUGCCCAAGUCUCUGCUGUUGCCUAUCAACACCUUUGCAGGUGUAAUCCAAUGAGGCAGAGAAGAAAAAGAUGCUGUCAAGAGAUGAGAUGUGACCUGGGUCAGCAGGGAGAGCUGGAAGAAGAAAGCCACCAGCAGUGACUUUACAAUGGUGAUGGUGUGAAAAGCUGCAAGAGCAGAGGUGGGCAGGGCUCAGGGAGCACAGCCAUGCCCUGCUGAAUGACAGGCAUGACUACAGAUGCCAUCUGCAGCCAAGGGGCAGAGCCAUGAUGAAGAAUGGAGCUGUGGCCCUUUUUUGCACAGGUCAGGGGACAAUUUUGGAGUAUCUUCAUUUCAGGAAGUCUGGGGGAACCCAGCUGAGGCGAUGGUGCUUGCUGGGCUGGUGGCUGACAACAUUGCUAUGGGGAACAUUGAUUAUGGUGAUGCCCACAGUCUGGCAGAAGGUCAGGGCCUUUUGGGUGGAGUUGUGCACAGCCAAGUCUUUGUCCUGGCACAAAGUGCUGGAUGCAUUUGGGUGAACCAGCAGUUAUUGCCCUGGAUGAGUUAGCAAACCUCAUUGUGAGCUCAGCCACACCUGGGAGAGCUUUGGGUACUUAGCAGGUCCUGCACUUGGGCCACAGCAACCCCAUCAGUGCUGCAGGCUUGUCCUAUCCAGCAAAACUCAGAAGGGCAAAAGGAGAGGACAGGGGGAGGUACAGCUGCUUGACCAGCUGCUCCUUCCUGGGAGAUGGCCAGACCUGUGUCUGCCACCUCACACUGCCCAGCCUCAGGCUAAGGCACGGUGCAGGAUACCAACUCUGUUCUCUCUCCAGGUUAUCCACCAGUUUCCUGAGGGCUUCAAAAGCCCUGUGGGAAAUCUUUUCCUCCUCAGCUGCAUCAUUUGCUCUUGCAGGACCUAAAGAGGAGGGAUUGAGCUGAGUUUCACAGGAAUAAAAUGCAGAACACCAGCGCUAGUCUGUGAGCUCAGCUGGGACUCAGCGCUGCGACGCCAGCUGGGCUGCAGUGCACGAAGCAAGGGAGGAGCUGGGAAAAUCCUCCCUGCAGGCACACGCUGCAGGGGCUCCAACGUUACACCAGGAUCCAGCUGCUGAGCUGGAUAACCAGGGAGUCCUCCAUCCUCAUCUAGAAGCAAGCCCAGAUGAGAAACCUUUCAUUGCAUCUUGGGCUCCACUUCUGCCUCAGUGACCUGUGGGCACUGGAAGGGGCUCAGGUAACAAGGUGGGAAGGACAGGAGAGCACAGCUCAGAGCUCCUGACAGCUGCAGAGACCUCACCUCAUCCUGGAGUGUGAGCGUUGAGCAAACGCUGCCAAGGAUCCCACCAAAGCUUGUCAUAGAAAUCCUCUUUAUUAAU